Mercenaria mercenaria is the source of this 1337-nucleotide messenger RNA. Its product is annotated as nucleolar protein 58-like. The record is from RefSeq and is a predicted model, not a curated record. The coding region runs from base 480 to 1337 and encodes 285 amino acids. Lineage: Eukaryota; Metazoa; Mollusca; Bivalvia; Venerida; Veneridae. The transcript has 2 exons.
CAAAAACGAGCGUAUCCGGUAACAGAACUUCAUAAAACAGUUAUUUGUACAACUUAUCGCCCGUGAUUGCGAUUUAGUAAAAUUAGGGCUAUACACAACUUUCUCACACUUGAGCUUAAGUAAACGGCGAGAUAUCAUAAAUCCAUAACGAACGGACAGUGAUUAAAUAUCUUUUGCGUAACUGUAUAUUAGUGAUUUUUUUCAUAUUAGAAAAAAAAUCUGUUUAUAUAUAACAGAAACUUCGACAUUCUCCGUUUGCUGAUAUUGUUUAUACCAGCAAUUAGCCAAAGAAUGCCGGAAUUGCAUUCGGAAUAAAUCGUAAUUGUACGGAAAUAGCACAGUGUCAUUAUGGAUCCAUUACUUUAAAAGGUGGAAGAGGCUACUACAUCACAUCACGGUAUUGCUUUGCGGGGUUCACUUGUAAAUCGGAUUUUAGCACUCUGCAAGACACAUCAAGAAUAUCUAGAUAUUCGGAAAUAAUGAAACAAAUAGGGAUCAUCCUUCUAGUUGGUUUGCUGAUCAUAGGAACAGAAGCAUGGCAUAUACUAUGGAAUACCAAAAUCGUUAAACGCGAUGCGUAUGGCGCAGUUUACAAAGAAGAUGAUGCGAAAGAUUCAAACGCUAUUACCGGUAAUGGUGACAGUAACCAAGACAAGAAAAACAGCAUCGCUGACGUAAAAGUAGACACACAAGAUGUUGUUGGUAAACACAAAGCAGACAACUCCGGUCAAUUAGAAAAAACACUGAAAAUGAAAGACAGUAAAAGGAAAGAAAAAAAUAAUAAAUCUGAUGACUUGGCUGCUUUGAAACGUGAAAAGCAUUGUGGCAAAAAAAUAGAAAGUCAGCGUGUCGGACAGGGUAUGAAUAAAGAGGACCAAAGCCGUAUGGAAAAAUGUUUGAACAAGGAAGCCUGUAAAGGUAGAAGAAGAAAGAACAAGAAGAAUCAGAGCAACGAUAAAAAGAAAAAGAAAAAUGAGGACAGUGGUCAAACGGGAAAGAAGUAUGAGGGCAAUGGAAAAACAAGAAAGAAAAAUGGGGACAAUGGCAAAAACGGAAAUAAUAAUGAGGACAAUGAAAAAACGAAGAAAGAUGGCAGAAGGAAAAAGGAAAAGGAGAAUAAUGACAGUGGUAAAAAAGGAAAGAAGAAUGAAGGAAGAAGGAAAAAGGAAAAGGAGAAUGAUGACAGUAGCAAAAAGGGAAAGAAGAAUGAUGGUAGUGGCAAAACGGAAAAGAAUAGUGCAGGCAGAAGGAAAAAGGAAAAGGAGAGUGGAGACAGUGGCUAUAAAGAGAAAGGAAACAAGGUCAGUGUUGAUGAGGACAAUAAAGCAUCGCAAUGA